Molecule: messenger RNA, 879 nt
Organism: Puntigrus tetrazona (Sumatra barb)
Lineage: Eukaryota; Metazoa; Chordata; Actinopteri; Cypriniformes; Cyprinidae
Product: parapinopsin-like
Exons: 5
Coding region: 1-879 (292 amino acids)
Biological process (GO): G protein-coupled receptor signaling pathway
Cellular component (GO): membrane; photoreceptor outer segment
Molecular function (GO): G protein-coupled receptor activity
Source: RefSeq, a predicted model, not a curated record
AUGAGUUUGCAGCUUCAGCCUACUGGAAAGAACCUCAACUGCAGCGGUACAGCUUGCUCUUUGCAGUUUCUGGUCUACUGCUUCAAGUGGUGGUCCUCUCAUAAAGAGGACUUGCAGAAAUGCUCGGUUGGUGUGGUGCUUUACUACCUGCAGGAAACGUUGGAGGAGGGUCUGUUCCCCUCCACUUUAAAGGUGUAUGUUGCUGCUGUUGCAACAUACCAUGAUGCAGUGGAUGGUACAUCCCUUGGGAAGUAUCAUCUGAUCAUCAGGCUCCUGAGAGGCAUUGUUUCACUUAUCUCUCUGGCCGUUCUAUCAUACGAACGCUACUGUACAAUGAUGGGCUCCACAGAGGCGGAUGCCACCAACUAUAGGAAGGUGGCAGGUGGGGUGGUAAUGUCCUGGGUCUACUCUUUAAUCUGGACUCUGCCCCCUCUAUUUGGUUGGAGCCGCUAUGGCCCAGAAGGCCCUGGGACCACCUGCUCUGUAGACUGGACAACCAAGACAGCCAAUAACAUCUCUUACAUCAUUUGCCUCUUUAUUUUUUGCCUGAUUGCCCCCUUCCUGGUCAUUGUCUUCUGCUAUGGUAAGCUGCUGCAUGCUAUUAAACAGAUGAGCAGGAUCAAUACGGCGGUGAGUCGAAAGCGUGAGCAGCGUGUUCUCUUUAUGGUGGUCACCAUGGUGUUGUGUUACCUGCUCUGCUGGCUGCCCUACGGGGUUAUGGCCCUGCUGGCCACGUUCGGUCGUCCCGGCCUGGUCACAGCCGCUGCCAGCAUUAUUCCUUCUCUAUUAGCCAAGAGCAGCACCGUCAUAAACCCCAUCAUCUACAUCUNNNAAUUGCCUAAAAUGUCCAGGUUUUGGAUCCCACCUUCGUGCCAUUAA